CCGCCCUCGUCCCCCCUCCCUCCCAACUCACCGGGCACUGUCCCUUCGACCGGGUGUCGUGCCCAGGAGGCGAGAAAGGGCUGGGCUCCUGCGGGGCAGGUGGGCGCGGAUCUAGGGACACAGAACCUCACUCGCCAAGGAGAGUCUUCUGGAAGAGAAUACAAAACUGGAAGAAUUUUUUUAAUACCGAGACUUGCCUGUGAAUACAUCUGUGUGCACAGCCUUCAUGAGGUGCUCUUUCAGAUGGACCAAGCCCUUGGCCACAGAUCCCUGGUCACUUAUGUUCAUUUUCUUUUCUGUACAACAUGUGUAUGGGAGUGGAAAGAAAUAUAUUGGUCCUUGUGGAGGAAGAGACUGCUCUGUUUGCCACUGCCUUCCUGAAAAGGGGUCUCGGGGCCAACCAGGACCACCAGGGCCUCAGGGUCCAAUUGGGCCCCUGGGACACCCAGGACCCAUUGGGCUUCCAGGGGAAAAAGGAAUGAGAGGUGACAGUGGCCCUCCUGGAGCAGCGGGGGACAAAGGAGAUAAGGGUCCAACUGGUAUUCCUGGGUUUCCAGGCUUGGAUGGCAUACCUGGGCACCCAGGGCCUCCUGGAUCCAGAGGCAAACCGGGCAUUAAUGGCUACAAUGGUUCACGAGGUGAUCCGGGAUUCCCAGGAGAAAGAGGAGCUCCUGGCCCAGGAGGCCCCCCAGGCCUUCAUGGGGAAAAAGGAGAAAAAGGAAAUUCAGUGUUUCUUUUAGGUGCCAUUAAAGGUGUUCAGGGAGACAGAGGAGAUCCAGGACCGCCGGGCUUACCAGGCUCUAGGGGUGCAAGAGGACCAGCUGGCCCCAGAGGAUAUCCUGGAGAGCCAGGGUCAUUCGGACCUCCUGGCCAUCCUGGAAGUCCAGGUUUGAAGGGUAAUCCUGGCAUGGGAGUAAAAGGCCAAAUGGGAGACCCGGGUGAAGUUGGCCAGCAAGGUUCCCCUGGACCCACCCUGUUGGUGGAGCCCCCUGACUUCCGUCUCUAUAAAGGAGAAAAGGGUAUAAAAGGAAUUCCUGGAGUGACUGGACUGCCGGGACCACCAGGACCCAAGGGAGAACCUGGUAUUGGGGCAAAAGGAGAGAAAGGUAUACCUGGAUUCCCAGGACCUCGGGGUGACCCUGGUGCCUAUGGAUCCCCAGGCUUUCCAGGAUUAAAGGGAGAACCAGGACUGGUUGGAGCCCCUGGGCUGUUUGGUCAUCGUGGCCCAAAGGGGGACCCUGGGGACCGCGGGCACACUGGACCACCGGGUGCUUUGGUAACUCCACCUGUUCCACUCAAAGGCCCUCCAGGGGACCCUGGGUUUCCUGGCCGCUAUGGAGAAAUGGGGGCCAUGGGACCACCUGGCCCCCCAGGCUUCCCAGGCAGACCAGGCGAAGCCUGCGCAGGCAUGAUGGGACCUCCUGGGCCACAAGGGUUUCCUGGUCAUCCAGGACUUCCUGGAGCAGCUGGUAUUCCUGGGAGACCUGAUUUUGCUCCGGGAAAACCAGGGCAGCCAGGACCACCUGGCCUGCCUGGAGCACCAGGGAUGCAGGGACUACCAGGAUCAGAUGUGAUGUACUGCAAUAUCGGGCACCCUGGCCCACAAGGAAUAAAAGGCAAAGUGGGUCCUCCCGGAGGCAGAGGCUCAAAGGGAGCAAAAGGAAAGGAAGGCACCUGUGCCUGCAUGCCUGGCCCCAUGGGCCCCCCUGGCCCUCCAGGGCUUCCUGGGAGGCAAGGGAGUAAAGGAGACUCAGGACUCCCUGGCUGGUUUGGAGAGAAGGGUGACCCAGGCCCUCCUGGUGCUGAAGGAACUCCAGGGCCCCCGGGAAAACCUGGUGUCUCAGGACCACCUGGCAACAAAGGAGCAAAGGGUGACAUGGUUGUACCCAGAGUUAAAGGGCACAAAGGAGAAAGAGGUCUUGAUGGGCCCCCUGGAUUCCCAGGGCAGCAGGGAUCACUUGGCCGGGAUGGACGUGAUGGAGAAAGAGGGGAUCCAGGACCUCCCGGCGAUCAUAAAGAUGCAGCCCCAGGUGAUACAGGGUAUCCUGGACUAUCAGGCCGCCCAGGCAGGCCAGGACCUGCAGGUCCUCCAGGAUUGGGAUUUCCUGGUCCACCAGGAGGGAGAGGUCAGCCAGGAGUUCCAGGCCACCCAGGAGUGAGGGGCCCUGAAGGACUGAAGGGCCAGAAAGGUGACAUCAUUCUUUGUAACGUGACCUACCCUGGCAGGCCAGGCCCUCCGGGUUUUGAUGGGCCUCCAGGUCCAAAGGGAUUUCCAGGUCCCAGAGGUGCUCCUGGGCGGAGGUGUUUCGAUGGACCCAAAGGCCGCCCUGGAAAACCAGGACAAUCAGAAAUCCCAGGUUUCCCUGGUUUUCGUGGUCACACGGGAGAUCCAGGUUUUGAAGGUGAAAAGGGGUCCUCACCUGUUGGGCCCCCAGGCUCUCCUGGGUCACCCGGAGUGCCUGGUCAGAAAGGAAUGCCAGGAGACCCUGCAUUUGGUCAUCCAGGGCCCCCAGGAAAGAGGGGUCUUCCAGGAGUGCCAGGGAUGAAGGGUCCCAGAGGUGACCCAGGAUGCCCAGGGGCUGAAGGGACAACUGGCGUUCCUGGAUUCCCAGGUCUCAAAGGUCCCAAAGGCAGAGAGGGAAAUGCUGGGUUUCCAGGUAUCCCGGGUCCACCUGGCCACUCUUGUGAAAGAGGAACUCCAGGGAUCCCAGGACCACCAGGACUCCCUGGGGCUCCAGGCAGUCCAGGUACCCCAGGAUGGAAAGGGCAGCGAGGAGACAUGGGGCCUCCAGGGCCAGCUGGGAUGAAGGGCCUCCCUGGCUCCCCAGGACUGCCAGGUGCAAAUGGACCCCCAGGACCACCAGGAAUCCCAGGUCUCAUUGGGGAAGAUGGGCCUCCUGGUCUUCCAGGCCUGAAGGGACCCCAAGGGCUGCCUGGGUUCCCAGGUUUUCCUGGAGAGAGGGGAAAGCCUGGCUCAGAGGGACGACCUGGCAGGAAGGGAGAACCUGGAGAGAAGGGUAGGCGUGGUGCUCUGGGAGAGCUGGGCGUGAAAGGUGCUAAAGGAGCAAAGGGACUUCCUGGAGACGAAGGAGAAAUGGGCAUAAUUUUAAAAAGAGGGAGACCUGGAGAAGCUGGGCCUCCGGGAGAUGAUGGAUUCCCAGGAGAAAGAGGUGAUAAAGGAUCUCCCGGGAUGCAAGGGAGAAGAGGAGAGCCAGGGAGAUACGGACCACCUGGAAUUCACAAAGGGGAACCUGGAAGAAACGGACAGCCAGGACCUCCUGGACCCCCAGGCCUUCCGGGCUCCCCUGGGCUAAGAGGGGUCAUUGGUUUUCCAGGAUUUCCAGGUGACCAGGGUGAACCAGGUUCUCCAGGCCCCCCUGGGUUCUCAGGGACUGAUGGAGCAAGAGGACCUAAAGGAAACAAAGGUGAUCCUGCCAGUCAAUUUGGUCCACCUGGCGCAAAGGGUGAGCCAGGUAGCCCUGGAUGUCCAGGACAUUUGGGAGCGCCUGGAGAUCAGGGCUUGCCUGGUGUUCAAGGGCCCAGAGGACCACCUGGAAGGCCAGGACCACCUGGCUCCUACGGACCACCAGGGUGUCCAGGUGAUCAGGGGAUGCCUGGACUGAGUGGACAUCCAGGAGAAAUGGGGGACCCUGGGCAGAGAGGUCUCCCAGGGUAUCCAGGGAUACCAGGUCCUCCAGGAAUAAAAGGUCCCUCUGGGUCACCCGGCCUGAAUGGCUUACAUGGUUUGAAGGGUCAGAAAGGAUCCAAAGGUGCUUCAGGUUCACAAGAAAUGGGCCCACCAGGUCCAGUGGGAGCUCCUGGGCUAAAAGGGGAGAAAGGAGACCCUGGGAGCCCAGGAAUUUCUCCUCCAGGCCUUUCUGGAGACAAAGGUCUCCCAGGUCCCCCAGGGAGACCAGGACCACCUGGCCCUGUGGGGGCCAGAGGAAGAGCUCCAAAGGGUGACUUUCCUGACCAAGGUCCACCUGGAGAUCAGGGUCUCCCUGGUCCCACUGGCCCAAGAGGAGUACCAGGACCUCCAGGACCCCCUGGGACUAUUGACCUUCUGAGAGGGGACCCAGGUGACUGUGGUCUUCCAGGGCUACCUGGUGUCCCAGGCCCACCAGGCCCUCCAGGGCACAGAGGUUUUCCAGGAUGUGAUGGAAAAGACGGCCAGAAAGGACCAAUGGGAUUCCCAGGGCCCCCGGGGCCACCUGGACUUCCUGGGUCACCUGGAGAGAAGGGUUUUCCUGGACCUCCAGGUACAAAAGGGCCCCCCGGUCCUCCAGGUUCCAGAGGUGAUCCUGGGCCACCAGCAGAUGUGGAUGCCUGCCCCCGAAUCCCUGGGCUUCCCGGGGUGCCGGGCCCAAGAGGGCCAGAAGGAGCCAUGGGGCUCCCUGGAAUGAGAGGCCUCCCAGGAGCAGGCUGCAAAGGAGAGCCGGGGCAGGAUGGCAGAAGGGGCGAGGAUGGUGUCCCUGGGUCUCCUGGGCCUCCUGGGCACAAAGGUGACAUGGGAGAAGCUGGCUGUCCUGGAGCACCAGGCCCCCCUGGUCCCAUUGGGGAUCCUGGGCCCAAAGGGUUUGGCCCUGGAUACCUCAGUGGCUUCCUCCUAGUUCUCCACAGUCAGACAGAUCGAGAACCCACCUGCCCUGCGGGCAUGCCCAAGCUCUGGACUGGGUAUAGUCUGUUAUACCUGGAAGGACAAGAGAAGGCUCACAAUCAAGACCUCGGUCUGGCAGGGUCGUGCCUCCCUGUGUUCAGCACCCUGCCCUUUGCGUACUGCAAUGUCCACCAAGUGUGCCACUACGCCCAGAGGAACGACAGGUCCUACUGGCUGGCCAGCGCCGCGCCCCUCCCCAUGAGGCCGCUCUCCGAGGAGGAGAUCCGCCCGUACGUGAGCCGCUGCGCUGUGUGCGAGGCGCCCGCGCAGGCCGUGGCGGUACACAGCCAGGACCAGGCCGUGCCCCCGUGUCCGCGGACCUGGAGGAGCCUCUGGAUAGGGUACUCGUUCCUGAUGCACACAGGAGCUGGAGACCAAGGAGGAGGACAGGCCCUCAUGUCACCCGGCAGCUGCCUGGAAGACUUCAGAGCCGCACCAUUCCUUGAAUGCCAAGGCCGGCAGGGAACUUGCCACUUUUUUGCAAACAAGUACAGCUUCUGGCUGACCACAGUGAGACCAGACCUCCAGUUUUCCUCUGCCCCUUUACCAGACACCUUCAAAGAAAGCCAGGCCCAGCGCCAGAAAAUCAGCAGGUGCCAAGUCUGCAUGAAGUACAGUUAGAGAAGGCGCCACCUGCCAAGGCAUCCCCAGAGAAACUUCCUAGGGGCUGAGACUUCUAGGCCGUGCUAAGAGAUUCAAUGGUGCUCCUUUCGACUGUGCUUUCGGCAGUGCCUUCUGUGUCAACGCGGUUAUUCCCGCAGUCCCCGGAUCCCUUCUCCUGUUCCUUACAGGUUAAGCAAAUGCUACACUCACGGACUUGUUUACAGAUCUACCCAUCUAGAGAAAACUCAGAGACCCUUUUGUUAUUGAGGAGUAUGGAAGAGUGGCUUUAUUUUAUAAUAUGCUAAUUUACAGGAAGGCAAAUAGAUGACAAAGGCCAGAUUUCAAAUUACAUUCCUGAAAACCUCAUAUUACUGGUUCAUAGCACCUCAAACCAUUGAAGUCAAUUACUCUAUAAUACAGUGGGCUUCUGGGUGGAUUUUACAGGGAAAAAUAAAUAAAUAGCCUGACACAGGAAGCUAGGAAGAAGAGAUUUUCAACAUUUCAAAAUUACCUCUGUAAUCUAUUUUUCCAUGCACUUUAAAUAAUUGUAAAACCAUGACCCAAAGCAAUUUUAAAAAGGAAAAACAGAAAAGGAAAACCUGCACACAGCCUGCGUUAGUGGUUCAUUUCAAAGCACAAUGAAUCUUUACGCUAGAAAGGGCCACAGCCCGUUUCUCAGAGAGGCGACAUCAGCCUAAACACGUGGCAGAUGAAUAUAAAACAUUAUGUUCUCUUCUGCAUCUUGCAGAGAAUAGAAAUGCCUACUUUGGCAACCCUUUUGAAAAGUAGCAAUUAUGGAAAAAAAAUAUAUUCAAUAAGGGAUUAAGAGCCUAAAAGCUAUUAAUGAAUAUUAAGGUAGCGAUUCACAAAAAAAAUGGACUCCCCAUUGCAGUGAACUUCCAAACAGACUGCUUUUCCCCUGUGGGGGUCCAGCUUGUCUCCUGCCGCUGCUAAUGGGACUGAGGCUGCACGGGGCUUACUCAGGCUUCUCAUACAAAGCAUCUCCUCUCUUCCUGAGAGGGCCUGCAGAGCUUCCUCGCUGCUCACAAUGGCCACUUCUCCUCCAUAUACAUAAUGGCAGCUCACACUGGGACCUGACAGAGCUAUCAUUAUGCACUUGGGAGAAAAUUAAGGGCCGACUUAAUUAAACUUAGGUAAGAAGCUUCAUUUAAGUCAGGGUCACCCCACCAGGAAGAUGCGGGGCACUAUCUUUAAACAAAGUGAAGACAAUCUACAAUUUCGAUUUCAUGUGCCUGUGAUUGAUUUCUGCAAGAGCAUCCUAUUUUGCCAAUUAAAAAAAACAUGCUUCUAUUUUUAUAUCAUAUGGUACCAAGGCAGCAGCUUGACAUUUGGCAUUAGUAUUUUCUAUAUAAGUUUAUAAGGCAUGUCAACUUAUAAUGAGUAGCUUUAUGAAUGGCAAAAGAUUUGUUUUCUAUAGUGCUAGGAAUUCUGUGGCCUGAGCCUAAAAAUCAAAAGGUUUAUUAGAAAAGAUUUUUUAAGAAACUCGCUUUCCUCAACUUAAAAAUGUCAUUUUAGAGAAAACUAAAGAGAGUGACACUCAUUUUAAUGGUUAGUUUCAGUGCACUUAAAAAUAAUUGAGAGAAGAAAAUCUCAAUUAAAGUUUUGUUUAUAAGUAAUGUUUUUCUUGCCAAACUUUGAUUAGUAAUGAGCUCUUACAUGCAGAACACAUUUCAAAUGAAUCUUGCUACAGGCUGCCCACAGGAGGGCAAUUUAUUUUAAGAGUACUUUUUGGUGAAAAGGAAAAUGUACAUUUUAUGAUGAAAUAUUUCUCAUCAUAACAGAGUAUUUCCUAGUUCAUUUGACCCAUUUGAUUUUUUAAACUAUGUUACAGGAUGUUAAUUAUGCUUUGAUACCCGAAAUUUAUGCCAAUUUCAACCUUAUUUGUAAUUACACCUUUCUGUUUCCAAACACUUUAUUACCCAAAGUCAAGCCUCCUCAAAGUUCAUCAUGAAUUUGGCCUAAGGACAUUUUCUGGAAAGACAUAAGGGUGAUAAAUGAAACAUCAGAAGCAACAUCUUGCUUAUGAAAUGAUCAUAAAACACUAACUUUGGUAUUAGACUAUUAUCUCGGGUCUAACUGCAGUGGUGCAGCAGUAACUAACACCCUGCGAUGCCAUAUGGAAGACUGGGUUUUGGUUCCUAGGUGGUCCUGCAUGGGUACACAUGUGCACCGUGCCUAUGAUCCCGGCUACUGAACAUGCUGUUAGCCACUGUUGAGGAUACAUCUCUCUCUGUUUCAUGAAAUAAAUUUUAAUUAAAAAGGAAUAAGCUUUUAAUACACUUUAUAAAUAAGUUUAAAAAAUAAACUGCCUGAAUUAAGUGGACAAUUUAAUCCACAGUGAGUCUGAGGUACGAGACUUUAACAUACAGGGAUGCAGAGCCCUCUCCCAAAUGUGGCACAAAUGCAACCC
Messenger RNA from Tupaia belangeri chinensis (Chinese tree shrew), 7691 nucleotides. RefSeq names its product collagen type IV alpha 4 chain (gene COL4A4). Gene Ontology annotation, biological process: glomerular basement membrane development. Gene Ontology annotation, molecular function: extracellular matrix structural constituent conferring tensile strength. Bases 227 to 5278 code for a protein of 1683 amino acids. The record is from RefSeq and is a predicted model, not a curated record. Gene Ontology annotation, cellular component: collagen type IV trimer. NCBI's taxonomy places the organism in Eukaryota, Metazoa, Chordata, Mammalia, Scandentia, Tupaiidae. The transcript has 49 exons.